Rhinichthys klamathensis goyatoka is the source of this 935-nucleotide messenger RNA. Its product is annotated as TLR adapter interacting with SLC15A4 on the lysosome. The record is from RefSeq and is a predicted model, not a curated record. The coding region runs from base 27 to 857 and encodes 276 amino acids. The transcript has a single exon. Lineage: Eukaryota; Metazoa; Chordata; Actinopteri; Cypriniformes; Leuciscidae. Gene Ontology annotation, biological process: regulation of toll-like receptor signaling pathway.
UUAACUUCUGUGUAUGUGUACUGUAGAUGCUGUGUGAAGGUAAGCUGUGGUGUUUGGUGUUCGAAGCUGAACCCGAGUGUGUAAAUCCUCCUACAUGUGACACGGUCACAGCACCAUCAUCGUCUCCGCUGACUUAUCCCCUCUCAACACAAACCCCUGUCCUCUCACCUCUAGAGACUUAUGCUAAUACGACCCGGACAAAGACCCAGCAGAGCGAAGCUCACCUUUCGUCUCCCGCCCCUGUGGCAGGACGGCAACACGCCCUAAGUGUGGAUAUCCCCAGGCAGGCAGACACCAUAGAAGCUGAGGCAUUUUUAGUGCCUUCGAGCUGCCACAGCAUCUUUCAGCAUUACAACGAUUUACACAUUGCUGGUGGCCAGGUGCUGCCGCUCAGCCCCAGUGCAGGGGAUGUACAGGGCAAUCACAUUCAGGACCCCCAGGCUGGGCCCUUUCUUCUGUCUGGAGAUGUCCCCUCACCCUCCCUCCUGCCUCCUCUUGUCCAUGAGUACAGGGGCUCGAGGCGCUGGAGGGAAGAAAGCGGACGCGAACGGCCCUCUCUUCUGCAGUUCGGCCGGCCCCUCUCUAACUCACAGCUCAACGGCUACCUGGAACAGAAGCUUCUGGAGCUGUACAGGGAGUACCUGACCGAGGGACCCACGGCGACAAGGCCGGUCAUGGCCUCUGAGCUACUGCAGACCAGCCUGGACCAAAUGACCCUCCAGCUGAGCCGUGAACAGAACAUGGAGACGGCACGGGCCAAAGACAUGCUGCUCAGCUGCCUACUGAAAGUCACCAGCAGUUAUCAGUCCAGCGAGAUCAGCACCCCUCUACUGCAGAUCUCCACUGAGACAAAGUGAGUUGGAUACGAGGCAGAAGUGGGAAAAGAAACGUUGUGGCAGUAAGACCAAGGAGAUGGACUUUCAUAUAGCGUGCAA